AUAUUUUGGAAAUGUGUUUAAAUUAAACAUGCCUAUGUUACUGUUAUUGUUUUGUACAUUUGCAUUCAGUGAUGUUAUUUUCUUGUUGAAGAAGGGAACUUCAACUAUUUCCACUGCCGGGCAUUAAAAUAGUGUUAACCAAACCAAGUCCAUCAUCCUAGAGCUAAAAGUGCAUGUGAUAAAACAGUCAGUCAUGACUGCUGCUGAUCUGAUAAGCUUCAACACGAUAUAUUUGACGCUGAUGUCAGUCAGAAUGGCUCCUCGUCUUCCUCUGAUCUUUCUGCUCAUGAUUCACGGGGUUUCUAGUGCUGAUUGGGGUGUGAGUUACAGUCAUUCACGCAUCUGUGCACUAAAGAACUCAUCAGUUAUAAUGAGCUGCACUUAUACAUACCCUACUGGAUAUAAGAUUGAGAAAGUGUUCUGGACAAAUAGCUAUUCAUUUCCAGACCCUCCUGAUCUCUUCAUGGACCCUGAAUACAGUCAGAGGCUUCAGUAUCUGGGAGACAAACAGCAGAACUGCACCAUCAGACUGAGUCAUGUGACACAGAAGGACCAACACAUGUACUAUUUCAGAUUCAUCACUGAUAAACCUGAUGGAAAAUGGAUUGGUCAUCCAGGGGUGACUCUUACUGUCACAGAUCCUCCAGAGAAUCCUGUGAUCUUCAUCAGUCCACCAGAAAUAGUGGAGGGAGAUUCAGUGACUCUGAACUGCAGCAGUGAUUCAAACCCUCCUGCAGAAAUCAGCUGGUUUCAAGGAAGAACGUUUGUAGGAUCUGGAAGAAUCUACAGCAUCUCAAAGAUCAGCUCUGAUCACAGUGAAGAAUACAAGUGUAGAUCCAUCAAUGAACAUGGAGAGAAAUACUCUGAUGCUGUGACUUUAAACAUCAUGUAUCCUCCUAGAAACGUCUCGGUGUCUAUAAAUGGAUCUGGUGUAAUAGUGGAGGGAGAUUCAGUGACUCUGAUCUGCAGCAGUGAUUCAAACCCUCCUGCAGAAAUCAGUUGGUUUAAAGAGAAUCAAAACUCCUCUUUUGGAUAUGGACAGAGUUUCAGUGCACCACAGGGUGGACGCUUUUACUGUGAGGCUCACAAUCAACAUGGAUCUCAGAGAUCAGACGCUGUUACUGUCACUGUUAAAGGACGUCUCGUGAUUUUGUACAUAUCUGCUGGAGUCGUUUGUGGAGCUGCAGUAAUCAUAACAAUAUUGCUGAUUUGGUGGGUGAAAAAGAGAAAUAAAACUCAGGUGAAUCAUUCCGGACCUCAUCAUGACCGGCACAAAACUUGCAAUGAUGAAUUGAAUGAACCUGUAUAUGCAAAUGAAAUGGCUGCUCAAGGUGGCCCUGAUAUUUGUAAACCUGAACUGAACUCUCCAGUGUAUGAAAAUAUUCCAAAGAGGAUGUAGUUUUUUGGACACAAAGCAAACAUUUUACAUAUCGGUUUGUGGGUGGAGACCUGAAUGAUUGAUAAGUGUGUUUGACUGAUCAUUUUAUAUAUAAUUGAGUGAAAAUGGAAGUAAAGAGUUAAUUGAUAAAAUGGUGUAAUCCCUUAAGUGUGUUUUCUCUUUACACUUUAUACAAUCUUUUAAGCUUGCUGUAUUUAGAUUUUUAAUGUUUUUAACCUGUCCAUUGA
Molecule: messenger RNA, 1626 nt
Organism: Carassius carassius (crucian carp)
Lineage: Eukaryota; Metazoa; Chordata; Actinopteri; Cypriniformes; Cyprinidae
Product: B-cell receptor CD22-like
Exons: 10
Coding region: 194-1399 (401 amino acids)
Source: RefSeq, a predicted model, not a curated record